GAGAGAAGAGGAAGGCGCGGACACGGAGGAGAAAAGCUAGCCUGCCCCGGCGCCCAACUUCCCUGCGCCCACUCCCGCUGCCUGCCUCGGGCCCCUCAGCGACGGCAGACGGCCGGGCACAACUUUGCGAGCUCGGGGGAAACGGGGAGCCCCUCCGAGCCCCCCGGGGGCGGCGUUGGGGUGCGUGUGAGGGGGGAAAAGGCGGCGCCGAGCCCCCUGCCCGCCGCCUGAGGUGGCUGCGAGCUGAGGUGGCUGAGGUGGCGGGGCCGCGCUGCCGCCCUCCCUCCAUUUUCCUGCCGCCCGCCCGGCCGCGCAGGACGCCUCAGGGGGGCCACUUCGCCUCGGGACCAGCCCGGGGAGCUCGGGGGCCGUUUUGGGGCGGCAGGCUGCGGGGAGAGCCGGGCUGCCCCCGGCGGGACGGAGCCGGCAGCAACUUAAGGGAGGAUGGCAGCGCUGCCCGGGCUGCCGAGCCGCCGGGAGAGCCGCGGGGUGCCGACGGACAGCCGGGGGAGCUGGGUGCCGUGCGCCGCUGCCUAACGACCGGCGCUAAGAUGGAAUUUCUCACCUGGCUUUUCCCCGCCUUGGUCCUGCUGUGCACCCAGCAGCACAGGUGCAUCAGAGCUAUGACUGACAUUGGAGAUUACAUAGGCUCCAACAUCGAAAUAUCCUGGUUACCCAACCUAGACGAUUUGAUGAAAGGGUAUGCACGGAAUUUCAGGCCUGGGAUUGGAGGUCCUCCUGUUAACGUUGCUCUUGCAAUUGAAGUAGCCAGCAUCGACCACAUCUCAGAGGUGAACAUGGAAUAUACCAUGACGGUAUUUUUGCACCAGAGCUGGCGAGAUGAGCGUCUGUCUUACAACCACACCAAUGAAACUCUGGGCUUAGACAGCCGGUUUGUGGACAAGCUCUGGCUGCCAGACACUUUCAUAGUAAAUGCCAAGUCUGCCUGGUUCCAUGAUGUGACUGUGGAAAACAAACUUAUCAGGCUCCAGCCAGAUGGGGUCAUUUUAUACAGCAUAAGGAUUACCUCAACGGUGGCCUGCGACAUGGACCUUUCCAAGUACCCAAUGGAUGAGCAAGAAUGCAUGUUGGAUUUGGAGAGCUAUGGCUAUUCUUCAGAGGACAUUGUCUACCACUGGUCAGAAAACCAGGAUGAAAUCCAUGGGCUGGAUAAGCUGCAGCUUGCUCAGUUCACAAUCACCAAUUACCAGUUCACAACAGAAAUGAUGAACUUCAAAUCUGGUCAGUUUCCCAGGCUCAGUCUCCACUUCCACCUUCGGCGAAAUCGAGGAGUUUACAUCAUUCAGUCUUACGUUCCUUCUAUCUUACUAGUGGCCAUGUCGUGGGUAUCCUUCUGGAUCAGCCAGUCAGCUGUGCCUGCCAGAGUGUCAUUAGGUAUAACUACUGUUCUUACUAUGACUACGCUGAUGGUCAGUGCCCGUUCUUCACUUCCACGAGCAUCUGCCAUCAAGGCGCUUGAUGUUUACUUCUGGAUAUGCUACGUGUUUGUCUUCGCUGCACUUGUAGAAUAUGCAUUUGCACAUUUCAAUGCUGACUACAUGAAAAAGCAAAAGAACAAGCUCAAGGCAAGAAGGCAGAGUGGAGAGGUAAACGUGAAGAAUGCCAUCGUUCUGUUUUCCCUUUCCAUAGCUGGUGUGCACCAGGAACUGGCCAUUUCCAACAGGCACCACCGCAUUCCCAGAAGUCUGCCCGGAUCAUACGGCACAAUAGAAAUAGAAACUGGAGAGACAAAACUGCGGCAAGAAAUGAAACUGGAUAGAAAGAGUGGUCUGAAGUCCCUCUUUAAGCCCAUUGAUGCUGAUACCAUUGACAUAUACGCCAGAGCAGUGUUUCCAGCAGCCUUUGCAGCAGUCAAUGUUAUAUACUGGGUUGCCUACACAAUGUAAAAAAACUAUAUGAAGAGCUACAAAUUGAACAAUACCUACACACUGAAAAGUCCUUGCUGAAACUGUAUUGUUCUAUCUCUUCUCAAAAUAUUUUCUGAUGAGCUUGAGACACUUCUAGUCAAGAAACUCCUACAAUCAAUUCCUACUAAAAGCAGCAAGAGGAACAAUUUGUUACUGAUCUGAUUUGAUACAUUAAUAACUGUACUCUCCCAAACAGUCCCAGCUCCUUUUGUUUCCUCUCUUGCCGUGAGACAGUUUUUAAUAUGUAUAUAUUUGCAGAAAAUGUUUAAAUCUUAAAUUACCAUGGUUUUCCUCCACCUGAAGAGUUGAUAAGUAGUAAUGAAGGUUUAGCUUUUCACACUUAGAGCAUUUCCUUUUUCUUAAUGGAACAGCUAAUUCCUCACUUCCACACAAGUGAUUUUCUGCAUCUUGCUUUCUGGGAGAUGGUCCAGGUUUAACAUUAGUGGUAAAGUUGGAGAUUUUAAUCAUAAAAAUCUCAUGAUCAAAGUAAAAAGGGAAUAGAGGUGAGUGGAGGAUUCUUCUUGAAUUAUUAUUUGUCUUGGAUACAAGUAUUGAAAACGUUUAAAUGCUCUUAGUCACAGCAUGAAAUAAAAUAUACUACAUGGAA
Cygnus atratus (black swan) is the source of this 2535-nucleotide messenger RNA. It is a transcript of the gene GABRD, whose product is annotated as gamma-aminobutyric acid type A receptor subunit delta. Gene Ontology annotation, cellular component: membrane; neuron projection; GABA-A receptor complex. The record is from RefSeq and is a predicted model, not a curated record. The coding region runs from base 552 to 1907 and encodes 451 amino acids. Gene Ontology annotation, biological process: chemical synaptic transmission; monoatomic ion transmembrane transport; signal transduction. NCBI's taxonomy places the organism in Eukaryota, Metazoa, Chordata, Aves, Anseriformes, Anatidae. Gene Ontology annotation, molecular function: neurotransmitter receptor activity; extracellular ligand-gated monoatomic ion channel activity; GABA-A receptor activity. The transcript has 9 exons.